AUGCUACGAUUAACUCGCCCAUUAGGCCUUAAAAGCAUUCCUAGAAACCAUGGAUUCGUCUCUCCAGCCCUAAGGAUCCAAAAACGUGACUUUUCUUUGGAACCCACAGCCGUCAUCACUGUUCUCACAGAGUCAGUCGAACACAUCCAUACAUUAACUGGCUUACCCUGGUGGGCAGUCAUUCCCUUGACGACAUUCACUCUUCGAGGCGUUUGGACGCUUCCAUUGGCGGUGAUGCAGAGACUAAGGGUGCAAAAACAGAAUGCUUUACGUCCUAUAGUGGCUGCUACAGCACCUAUCUUGCGAAUGAAGCUAGCUAGGGAAGCCCAGAAAGCACUUAAAGCAAGCCAGAAAGCAGGCGCUUCUCCAGGUAUGGCCUCUCCAGCUGGCCAAAUGAAAUAUGACGAAAUCAUGGUGCUUUCAGCAAAAGAAACCAGAAAGAGACAGAAGAAGCUCUUCAGAGACCAUGGCGUUCAGCUCUAUAAGAACUUCUUCUUGCCAGCAGCACAAGUCCCCUUGUGGGUGUGUAUGUCGAUGACAUUCAGAAACUUGAGUGGCUGGUCUACGUGGGACUCGUUAGCCAACAAACCUCUAGACCCUAGUCUAUAUGACCAAGGAGCUCUAUGGUUCACAGAUCUCACUACCUUAGACCCUUUGCAUGUUUUUCCUAUUGCCAUUGGCAUUGUGGCGAUUCUCAACGUCGAAUGGACGUUUAAGACAUUCCAGCUCAUGAAACCUCCAGGCAGAAAGAGAGCUUUCCGCCCCACCAUCUUCGAUUCCUUGGGCAAUUUGUCCCGAAUGGGUGUUGUUUUCCUUAUGGCCAUCUCCCUACAUGCUCCCACUGCAUUGACCUUGUACUGGCUCAGUUCCCAGCUCUUCUCGUUGGUCCAGAACGUUGUCUUAGACCUAGUGUUCCCAUUGAACUACACCCCACACAAGAGAAUGGACUUCAAGAAACUGAAACUGGAAACUGCCGAACUGGUUAUUAACUAA
Candidozyma haemuli is the source of this 993-nucleotide messenger RNA. Its product is annotated as membrane insertase. Lineage: Eukaryota; Fungi; Ascomycota; Pichiomycetes; Serinales; Metschnikowiaceae. Gene Ontology annotation, biological process: mitochondrial respiratory chain complex IV assembly; protein insertion into mitochondrial inner membrane from matrix. The transcript has a single exon. The record is from RefSeq and is a predicted model, not a curated record. Bases 1 to 993 code for a protein of 330 amino acids. Gene Ontology annotation, cellular component: mitochondrial inner membrane. Gene Ontology annotation, molecular function: membrane insertase activity.